AUGCUGAUCAUCUGUGACACAGAUCUCGACAUCAAUGCCGAGGGUUUCUCGUGGUACCAAGCAACCACAAAGGGGAGCCUGGGCCUCGUCAUCUGGUCCUCGAAGAACCUGGUCGACUGGUCCGAGCCGUCCCUGAGGAUGUGA
This is a messenger RNA of Verticillium alfalfae VaMs.102, 144 nucleotides long. RefSeq lists its product as hypothetical. The record is from RefSeq and is a predicted model, not a curated record. The transcript has a single exon. The coding region runs from base 1 to 144 and encodes 47 amino acids. NCBI's taxonomy places the organism in Eukaryota, Fungi, Ascomycota, Sordariomycetes, Glomerellales, Plectosphaerellaceae.